This is a messenger RNA of Megalops cyprinoides (Indo-Pacific tarpon), 2114 nucleotides long. It is a transcript of the gene parp2, whose product is annotated as poly (ADP-ribose) polymerase 2. Bases 155 to 2095 code for a protein of 646 amino acids. NCBI's taxonomy places the organism in Eukaryota, Metazoa, Chordata, Actinopteri, Elopiformes, Megalopidae. Gene Ontology annotation, molecular function: zinc ion binding; NAD+ poly-ADP-ribosyltransferase activity. The record is from RefSeq and is a predicted model, not a curated record. The transcript has 17 exons.
ACCAAUCACAGCGCUGCGUAUGAGGGCGCGCUGUGCUGUCUGUCGCUUUUCGGGAAAAGCUUCGUCGUGUCUGAUGCGUUGAAAGCGCACUUUUCUGUCCGGGAGGAAGCAGCGAGUUACCGGCAGCACAGAACCCCCCCCCGCCGCAGGGACAAUGAGGCGCACACGAAGCUCCCGCAGCCGGGCAGAGAGUACCGACGCCGCGGUGUGGCAGUGGGAGGGGGAUGGGGGGCAGUAUGUGCAGUACCCGCCCUCAGCAUGUGCCCAGCUGGACCGGGCGGUACAGGCAGGCCGGAGCUCGGUCUCUCUGACACUGGGCACCGGCUCCACGUACACCGUGGACCUGAGGAAGAUGGUCCAGAUCAACACUGCCACUAAAUAUCAGAGAAAGAUCCGCUCACUAACACUGAAAGCAGAGAGUGGAAGCAAUGCUGUCAGCUCAGCCAGUCAGGAUCUCUGCCCCGCCCCCAUUAAAGAGGAGGAAGAGGAAGAGCUACCGGUUGCUAAGAGGAGGCGGGGUGAGGGGAGGAGUCAGAAGGCUGAAAAAGAGGCACCUGCUGACACUACAGACAGCAAAGAGGUUGUGAAGACGGUUGUGAUGAAGGGGAAGGCUCCAGUGGACCCUGAGUGUUCAGCCCUGCUGGGGAAGGCACAUGUUUACAGUGAAGGAGAUGAUGUCUAUGAUGUCAUGUUAAACCAGACGAACCUUCAGUUCAAUAACAACAAGUACUACCUGAUCCAGUUACUGCAGGAUGACAACGCCAAGAACUACAGUGUGUGGAUGAGAUGGGGGAGAGUGGGAAAGGUCGGGCAGCACAGUCUAGUCUCCUGUGCUGGAGACCUCUGUCAAGCCAAAGAAGUCUUUACCGAAAAGUUCUUUGACAAAACGAAAAACGAGUGGAAAAAUCGUGCUGCCUUCGAAAAAGUGGCGGGAAAAUAUGACAUGGUGUUUAUGGACUACAGCGCCAACGAUCAGGGGACGGAGGCCCCGGUGCAGCCUGCAGCUCCAGUAGCUCCACUGCCCCAGAGGAAGCCCUCGCAGCUGGACAGCAGGGUGCAGGCCCUGCUGGAGCUCAUCUGCGACAUCAAGGCCAUGGAGAAGUGUGUGCUGGAGAUGAAGUUCGACACCAAGAAGGCUCCGCUCGGGAAGCUGACAGUGGAGCAGAUCAGAGCGGGAUACGCGUCUCUCAAGAGGAUUGAGGAUUGUGUGAAGAAGAAACUCAGCAGCAAGGAGCUGCUGGAGGCCUGCAACCAGUUCUACACCCGCAUACCCCACGACUUCGGGUUGCGUACCCCUCCCUUAAUCCGCACAGAGGAGGAGCUGAAGGAGAAGAUUGCAUUGCUGGAGGCUCUCAGUGAUAUACAGAUAGCAGUGAAGAUGGCGGAGUCGGAUGCAGACAGUGUGGAGCACCCUCUGGACCGACAGUACGGCUCCCUCCGCUGCCGGCUGCAGCCUCUGGCCCCCGACAGUCAGCAGUACAAGGUGAUAGAGCAGUACCUGCAGUCCACACACGCUCCCACCCACAGCGAUUACACCAUGAGCAUCCUGGACAUCUUCACUGUGGAGCGAGAAGGAGAGGCGGACAGCUUCCACACACAGCUGCACAACAGGGCGUUGCUGUGGCAUGGCUCCCGGAUGUCUAACUGGGUGGGGAUCCUGAGUCAGGGCCUGAGAGUGGCCCCCCCGGAGGCCCCCGUCACUGGAUACAUGUUUGGGAAGGGGAUCUACUUUGCAGACAUGUCAUCAAAAAGCGCCAACUACUGCUUCACCAACCAGAAGAACAACACAGGCUUGCUGCUGCUCUGUGAAGUUGCCCUGGGCGACAGUAACGAGCUGCUGGUAGCAGACUACAGUGCAGACCGUCUCCCAGAGGGGAAACACAGCACCAAAGGCUUGGGCCAGACGGCCCCCGACCCCAGCACCGCCGUCACCCUGGAUGGAGCCACUGUGCCGAUGGGUCCGGCCGUGAGGACGGGGGUGGGGCAGGGAGGUGGUUACACCCUCCUGUAUAACGAGUUUGUGGUGUAUAACCCGGCGCAGACGCGCAUGCGAUACCUGCUGAAGGUGCAGUUUAACUACGCAUCACUGUGGUAGGGAGCGCAGCGGACUCCCC